Molecule: messenger RNA, 1419 nt
Organism: Trichomonas vaginalis G3
Lineage: Eukaryota; Parabasalia; Trichomonadida; Trichomonadidae
Product: clathrin adaptor protein
Exons: 1
Coding region: 1-1419 (472 amino acids)
Biological process (GO): intracellular protein transport; clathrin-dependent endocytosis
Cellular component (GO): AP-2 adaptor complex; membrane coat
Molecular function (GO): clathrin-cargo adaptor activity
Source: RefSeq, a predicted model, not a curated record
AUGGUUCUUAACGAGUUAAUGAGCUUGAUUGCCAUGGUUCCUUUAACAUAUGAUUCAAUGGUCCUUUGUGCGCAAACAAUUGCACGCCAUUUGAAGACUAAAAGGGUCAACGUUCUCAGUUUCGCUAUAGAUACAUUGCUACAUAUUGUUAAAACGACACAUCAACUUGCGUCGAGUAUUCAGAGCUCUCUGUCCGAUUUAUUUUCAGCCAUGAGAUGCACUGAUAUCAAUGUCUCCAAAUUGUCCAUUAAUUUGAUGGAAAAAAUGUCUAAUGAACAAAAUUACAAAGAAAUGACCGAAGAAUUCAUGUCUUACAUCCAAGCCGCACCUCUUGAUGUCAGGAAAGUCCUUUGCUGCACAGUUCCUAAGAUAUUAAGCAUCGAAACAGCAGAUCCAGAGUUUUUUGUUUUGACAAAUAUCAAUUUGAUGAAAAUUGCCGGCAAAUUCACGGAUGAUUCAAUAUGGCAGACCACUGCAGAUAAAUGUGAAGAAAUAGAGCCAUUAAUUGAAAACAUUAUCGAAGAUUUGAUUGACUUUAUCAAAAAGACACCAGAACCAUCUGUAUCAUUAAUGAAAUUAACCAUUUUCUUAUGUGGAAAAUAUGUUAAUACCAAACCAAUCCCAAUUAUUGAAUUAUUUGUUAGUCGGUUUGGAUCUCAAGAUUCUCUUGUCCAAUCAAUGAUCAUUACCAUGAUCACUAGGAUCACGACAAGAUGUGUUGACAUUUACGAUGCAACAAUUAAAUUUUUAUCUAAGAAUCUUCGACACCCGAAUCCAGAAGUUUCACAAAGAGCCUCUGAAUGCUUUAUUACAUUACAGACAACACCAUUAUCUAAGUCUAUAUUUGAAUCAAUGCCAAAGGACUUCUCCGAGAAAGAUUUAAAUGAUAUGUUGAAUUUAUUAAAGGUCAAUGUUCCUUCAAACUUCGAAAUUGACCAAGUAAUGCAUCAUGAAGAAGACGAAGACAGAUCAAAACAGGAAGAAUUGCUCAUUAGAAGAUUCAUUUUAACCAACGAAGGCGUUUUAUAUUUAGAUCAUUUUAUUCAUGUAUCAGGGAAGCUUAAAUACGGUAGUGAUAAGAUGAGCAAUGUUGCACAGAUCCAUUUAACCCUUUCAAAUAUGAGUUUGUUUCCAUUUGAACAAUUUAAAUUUGAAAUCUCCAAAAAUCCAGAAUAUAAAUCCAUUGUCAAGACGGACACAAAUUGUAUAGAUGUCAACGAACACAUUCUUGUUAAAGUUGGAGUACAAGCUCAAGUAAUUCCACUUUCAUCGUUUCCAGAAGCAAUUUUAAUAGCUUCAUUAAGUGGAAAUAAGAUAAUUGUUUGUUUCAAAAUCCCAAUUUUUCCUCCAUUUAAUCUAACUGAAUCUGAAGAAGAUUUUGAAGAAGAAGAGUAUUUGAAUGACGAAGAAAAUUAUUAG